Molecule: messenger RNA, 1434 nt
Organism: Callorhinchus milii (elephant shark)
Lineage: Eukaryota; Metazoa; Chordata; Chondrichthyes; Chimaeriformes; Callorhinchidae
Product: trace amine-associated receptor 1-like
Exons: 1
Coding region: 125-1159 (344 amino acids)
Biological process (GO): adenylate cyclase-activating adrenergic receptor signaling pathway
Cellular component (GO): membrane
Molecular function (GO): trace-amine receptor activity
Source: RefSeq, a predicted model, not a curated record
GAGAUAUAUACUCAUGGAACUUCAGAGGAAAAGUUAAAGAAGGAACCUUUAACUGGAGGAUUUACUGAAGGCUUGGGACUAUAAUAGAAAAUUACACACUGAAAAUCCUUUAAGGAGAGCUAAAAUGGACAUAAGUGUUCAUGAGAACACAGAAAGUAUGCAGUUGUGCUAUGAAUCUGUGAAUGGAUCAUGCCCCAGAGCAAUCCGAUCAACUGGUGUCCGUAUCACACUCUAUUUGCUUGCAGUGUUAGCAAUUUUGGUCACUUUGUUUGGUAACAUGUUGGUGAUCAUUUCGAUCGCACAUUUCAAACAGCUCCACACACCCACCAAUUACCUUGUUUUCUCAUUGGCAAUUGCAGACUUCCUGCUGGGAUGUAUAGUUAUGCCUUACAGUUUGAUAAGAUCCAUAGAAUCUUGUUGGUAUUUUGGGAUCUUGUUUUGCAAACUUCACACAAGUUUUGAUUUAGUGCUGUGUGCAGCUUCGAUCAUCCAUCUCUGCUGUAUAUCUGUUGAUCGUUACUAUGCUGUGUGUGACCCACUUAAAUACAAAACAACAAUCACUGUUUCCACAGUCCUAAUCAUGAUCUGCCUCAGUUGGGCUCUUUCUUUUUUGGUGGGAUUUGUCAUAAUAUUUUUAGAAUUACAUUUAAUCGAAAUUAAGGAUUUCUACUAUCAUGAAAUAGCUUGCUUUGGUGGCUGCACACUAAUGAUGGGUAAAGUGUGUGCAUUAGUUUACUCAACAAUUUCAUUUUAUUUCCCAGCAUUUAUUAUGGUGUGUAUUUACACAAAGAUUUAUCUUGUUGCCAAAAAACAGGCCAGAACAAUAAAUAACUUAUCGAGGAAAGUCCAACCCAUCAACGAAGGCAAUAGUAUAGCUUCACAAAGAAGUGAAAGAAAAGCAGCAAAAACCCUGGGAAUUGUAAUGGGUGUAUUUAUACUCUGUUGGUCUCCAUAUUUUGUCUGUGAUAGUAUAGAGCCCUUUAUUAAAUAUUCAACUCCGCCUGUUUUGUUUGAUGCUUUUUUUUGGGUUGGUUACCUGAAUUCUACAUUCAAUCCAAUGAUCUAUGGGUUUUUUUAUUCCUGGUUCAGGAAAGCUUUAAAAAUUAUUUUGACCUGCAAAAUAUUUGCACCCGAUUCCUCAAGAAUAAAUCUAUUCUGAGCAAACAGCAGCAAAAUAGAAGAGCAGUGUAGAUCAGUGAUGUAAAACAGAGAGUGUUCCUGUUUUCCCCCUGACUUGUUUGCAUUGAUGACUUAUCAUUUGCACUUUGUAUACUUAUCAUUAUUUUAAUUUCAGCAGCCAUAAAAAGUAUCUUAGAUAUUACACUAAGUCAUAUAAAUGGCAUGUGGUUGUUAGGCACGAACAAUGGGUAAGCACAUCAUUGGAGAUUUAUGAAAUUAUAUAAUGGAGUGAAAAAAAUGGAUAAACAUUUGAAG